Molecule: messenger RNA, 2360 nt
Organism: Chanos chanos (milkfish)
Lineage: Eukaryota; Metazoa; Chordata; Actinopteri; Gonorynchiformes; Chanidae
Gene: sorbs3
Product: sorbin and SH3 domain containing 3
Exons: 21
Coding region: 125-2317 (730 amino acids)
Molecular function (GO): protein binding
Source: RefSeq, a predicted model, not a curated record
GUGUCAUCUCACAAACACACACACACACCUACACACGUACUCACGCUCAUAAACACACGUGGAUUCCGGAUUCCCCUGAGAUUUCAUUGACAAACACCAGUUUUCAGGACCAAACUCAGAUGACAUGCAGUCUCAGCGGCGGGUGGAGGUGCACGACCACAUGAAUGGGUCACGGAUCGCCUUCUCGGACUCGUCUGGGCCCGGGUCCGCUCCGUACCAGCAGGUCAUGACCCCCGACCUGACCCACGAAGUGGUUGUGAUCUCCCCGGGACUCCCAACACCUCCUCACAGUCCUUAUCAAUCCUUCUUGCGCAGUUCUUCACAACACAAGAGUGCAGAACCCAAUGGAAGUCCAGUCAUGCCUCCUAGUUUUGGAUCCUACUAUGGUCCCUCUCAGACACAGGGUCAGCUGGCCAAUGGCAUGCAGAGGAGAAACGUCAGCACCCUGCCCCGCAGCUUCGCUCCCCGGGAGGAGAGACUGAUUAAGUACUCAGGGAUCGGGCCGGUGGACGAGACAGGCAUGCCCAUAGCCUCCAGAUCAAGUGUAAACAAACCAAAGGACUGGUAUAGAAGCAUGUUCAAACAGAUCCAUAAAAAACCAGAGGAGCCAGAAGGAGACUGGAGUGAAAGGAGAUGGUCACCCCCGCCCCCCUCAGAUGGGCCCCGGGUGGACGGUCAAGACCCUUUCACUCUCACGUCGUACGGGUCUCUCCCAGACUGGAGCACUGAGCUGGACGAGGUAAGGAAGCAGCCAGAGCCUAAAAGCAUUUUCGAUUUUGAACCGGGACAAGGGAGCACCACAGCCAGUCGUACCCAGACUCAAAUUCAGAAGCCCCUAAACCGGACCCCUGUGGCACCUCCCCGUUCUCCUUCUAUAGAGGCGACGCUGGUCUCGGAACUGAACCGCCUAGAGGCGGAACUGGACUCAGAUAUUCGGGGUUUGGAGAGGAAGCUGUCCCAGAAGCAGCAGCAGAGAGGCAGGGGUGAGGGAGUGAGGAGCAGGUCUGCAGAAACUUCUCCAGCGACCAGGAGAGCCCAGGACAACAGCCAGUUCACUGGAGCAAAGCAUCUUGGGACAAAAGACAGGGGUGUGCCACCGCGCAGCCAUCCCAUAAUCCCCAGCUCUGGCUUGGCAGACGCUUACACACAUGCUGAAGACAGAACCAUCCUUGCGCCUGAACCCAUGGACUUCUUACCAAAGAGAGAAGACAGGAAGAUGAGAGCAGCGAGGGCCAAAUUUGAUUUCCAAGCACAAUCACCCAAGGAGAUGACCCUACAGAAGGGUGACGUGGUGUACAUACACAGGCAGGUGGAUGGCAACUGGUUUGAAGGAGAGCAUCAUGGGAGAGUGGGCAUUUUCCCCACCAGUUACGUGGAGAUCAUUCCCCCCACAGAGAAGCCCACGCCCAUAAAAUCCCCCGCUGUGCAGGUGUUGGAGUACGGGGAGGCUGUCGCCCUGUUUAACUUCAAUGCUGACCUCCCCGUUGAGCUGUCGUUUAGGAAGGGAGAGGUGAUCUCUGUGAUCAGGCAAGUUGAUGACCACUGGUUGGAAGGCAGGAUCCCGGGGACCACACGGAGCGGAAUCUUCCCCGUCAACUACGUCCAGGUGAACAAAAUGCCUCGCACGAAAUCUAGCGACGAGCACCCCAAAUCGCCCCUGUCACCCACCUCACCCGUGUCCCGCAGUCCGGGACUGCCAGCGCACUCUCCCUCUCCGCGUUCACCCCUCUCCUCCGCCUCCAUCACCCCCGAACCUCUCCCGCCUUCCCCCAAACACUUCGCAGCCAGCCAAUCACGCUCCCCGCUUUCACCCGCUCAGUCCGCCCACGUAAAACAGCCGACCAAUCACUGGCCCCACUCGCCUGGCCCCGCCUCACCCACGCCGAACAACAGCAACCACUGGAGCGGAUCGCAUCCUGCUGCUCACAGCUCAUUGGGUACAGAAGCAAACUCGCCCGUGGCACCGUCCAAUCAUGUUCCGGCGUCUCCCCAGGGCCCAGGAAUACCGUCCAGUAUCGGUGCCAAACCUGCAUAUUCCACCCAGGAGGGGAUGAGAACGCAUCCUCCUCAACCAUACACGCACAUUAAGACCCCGCCCACAAAAACGACCCUGGCCAAGAGUGGCUCAACAGUGGUCCCACGGCAACCAUACAAAGCUGUGUAUAAUUACAAGCCGCAGAACGUGGAUGAGUUGGAGCUGAGAGAGGGAGACAUCGUACAGGUGAUGGAGAAGUGUGAUGACGGAUGGUUUGUAGGUACGUCUGAGAGGACUCAUGCCUUUGGAACGUUUCCAGGCAACUAUGUGACACCAGUUUAAAAAUCACUCUGAAGAUGUUUGACUUUUUUUUUUUUUUUCCUUU